Messenger RNA from Eruca vesicaria subsp. sativa (arugula), 633 nucleotides. The record is from the annotation of a GenBank genome assembly. NCBI's taxonomy places the organism in Eukaryota, Viridiplantae, Streptophyta, Magnoliopsida, Brassicales, Brassicaceae.
UAUACACAACGGUAUUAUAUUGGUAAACAUCUCAAAGAGCAGAGAGAUCAAAGUCAAAGCAAUGAAGGCAGGAUCUUGCAAGAGUCUUAGACUCACCGAUAUGAUGGAAAAGUGGAGGAAGUGGAAGAAAGGACACUUCUCUGUGUACACCAGAGAUGGCAGGAGGUUUGUUUUGCCGUUGGAUUACCUGAAACAUCCAAUUUUUCAGGUCUUGUUGGAGAUGGCAGAGGAAGAGUUUGGUUCCACCAUUUGUGGCCCUUUACAGGUUCCUUGCGAUGGAGGUUUGAUGGAUCACAUCCUCAUGCUGCUGAAAAAGAGGAGUUUGUAUGGUCAUGGUGAUAAUGAGGAUGAUGAUGAUGAUGAUGUGAAGAAGAACCAUGUUGUGCCGUCCGUGAGUAUGUCCUGCAAAGGAGCUUCAUCGGUUUCAUAUAUCUUCCCUCUCUUUCGUUGUAACGCAGCCCAUGAUCUGAACAAGCUUCAGUCUUUAGUUCUGUAACACUCACUUUUACAGGCGAAAGUCUUUUCUGUUUGUAAGUAUAUAUAGAGAAACAUAGUUUUUAUAUAAGCCAUGCAGUUUGUAUAUCAAUAUAUUCAGUUUUGUCAAAGAUUUAUUACGAAGAACUCAAUUAUCGC